AUGGACGAUCAGUUUGGCGGCCGCACCGACGAUGACCUCUUCUUCGACGACUUCGAGCCCGUGGCAGACUCGCAACCUGUAGAGACAGUCGCCGCUGCUCCUCCUCCUCCCGCCGCCGUCGCGACACCGCCCGUCGAGCCACCCAAACCCGAACCUGCUCCCCCGAAACCCGCCGCAGCUGAGAAGCCUCCUCCGCCUCCCGCCAAAGCGCCAACCGCGCCCCGCGGCCUGGCAAACUCGCGAUUCAACACAAACAAGCCCGCACCUGCCCCGCGUCCCCCCCGCCAACAGGCCCCCGCGCCCGCUCCUGCCCCAGCUCCCGCCGCAGCAGCACCCACCACCACGACAACCACCACCCCGGCCGCCGCCGCGCCUCCUCCCCAGGCACCGACUGGCCCAGCUGCCCAGACCCAGCAACAACAACAGCAACCAGCUCCUCCCACCGCGCCCGCGAACAAAUCCGCCUCGCCCGCGCCGCCCCGCGACAAGCCGCAACACGCGCCCGCCGGCCCGGGCGGCAACACCGCCCUCAACGCCGAGGCGCGCCUGCAGUCGGGCGCGAACCCGCGCACGAAGCUCACGGAGACGGAGCUGGCGGCCAAGAUGGAGCAGAUGCGCAUCCUCAACGCGGAGAAGACGCGCAAGUUCGAGCAGGCGGAGCAGGACGAGCGCAACCACGCGGAGGCCUACGCGCGCGGCAUGGAGGAGGCGCGCAAGCGCAAGAAGAUCGAGGAGGAGAAGCGCAAGCGCGGCGAGGAGGAGCGCAAGCGCAUGGACGACGAGAGGGCCAAGAACCGCGAGCGGAAGCUCAAGGCGAUGAGCAUGAAGGAGGGCGGCUGGGACGAGGGCAAGGAGGCGCUUAAUGCGGAGGAGGAGAGGAGGGGCUUCCGCGGGGCGAACGGGGGGAUCAGGGGGGCUAGGUCUGCGGGUCUCUCUGGCAGCAGGUUUGCUAAUGAUGGCGAUGAGGGUGAGAGGCAGGACAGGUACGGCGACCGCGACGACCGCAGGGGUGGUCGUGGCCGUGGCGGCGGCAGGGGUCGUGGACGUGGUGGACGAGGUGGACGCGGUGGCUAUGGCGAUGACUUCGCCCCCAGAGACCACAGGGAACCUGUGUCAAACGGGACCCGUGACGCGAAGCCUUCUGCGCCGGAGGCGAAGGCGCCCGCUAUCAACACGGAGGAGUUCCCCGCUCUUCCUGGAAAGGGCAAGACUGGAGAGACCUCGCCACCUGUGUUGUCACCUCUCGGCCGAUGGGACGAUGAGAUGGAGGCUUUGGAUGCGAAGAUGAAGAGCGACGCUCAAGCCUAG
Messenger RNA from Colletotrichum siamense, 1308 nucleotides. RefSeq names its product Polycystic kidney disease protein 1-like 3 (gene Pkd1l3). The coding region runs from base 1 to 1308 and encodes 435 amino acids. Lineage: Eukaryota; Fungi; Ascomycota; Sordariomycetes; Glomerellales; Glomerellaceae. The transcript has a single exon. The record is from RefSeq and is a predicted model, not a curated record.